GGGUUACAUACCGUUGGCGGGUUUUCUGGAAAAAAAGUUAUACCACAGACAAUACGCAGUUAUGCAGUGGGCUCGGGCGAAAAUAGUAAAGAAAUUAUUGCAUUAAUUUAGUUAUGGAUGAUACAGAUAAUUGUGCGAGCGUGGAAGAUUUACGAAAUAACAAAACCUGUGCGUUCAAUUUAGACUACGAUAGUGGCUACAUUUCACACAAGUCCGAAUCAAAUUUGGAUAAUUUCGUGCGGGAUGGUGAUGUAUUGAGUUUGGUUUCCGACCCUAUUUACAUCAGCGAAAAUGCUCUGCUAGAAAUGCCCAUAACCUACAACAAUCCUAACAUUAGAAAGGAAAUCGAGAGGGAAAUCUUCGAAGGAACGAAUGUUUUCAACUCGCCACUUCUUAGUUCAUCCGCUUCGACAUCGCGCGUGUCCCCAUCGUCCGGAUCGGAGUGCAGCCCUGAAUUGAACUACUUCGGAUUCGCGUCCGAGGAAAGCAACGUUUCCCCUUUAAUUCCGUAUGCUAAUCAAAUAACCGUAGAAGCCGAUUACUUAGACAACAUGCAAGCCCAAAAUCAAAACGGUUUAGUGAAAAACCCUGUUUUCAACAAUAUUACCAACACUUACGCGACUAGUGAUCCACUGAAGAAGUUGACUUUAGUUUUAUCCAAGUCCGAUAAAGAGAAUUCGUAUAUUGUGAAGAGGAAGUACAAGAGCUUAUCUCCUGUUCCGGACGAUGCCUCGAACGAUCCCCAAGAUGGAUGCGACGAAGGAAAUUCGGAGAGAAUUGUUACAAAUGCAUGUUUAAAAUGUGUAAAUUGUAAUGCCGAUAUCGACGAAGAGGACGAAGAACGAUCUAAUCUUAUUUCACCAAAAAAUAUUAAUAAUAGUUCUUAUGAAACAAUGCAAUUAAACCCAGAGUCAUUUAAGCCCAUUGAAAAUGCAAAUUGUGAUGCUAAUUUAUUAAGAGAGCGUAACGCGACGAAUUCGGAAAGCUCCGAUUCCGUACGUGCGAGCGAUCAAAACAUAAACAAAGUAGUUUCUGAAACGUUAAACUGUAUGAUAAAUAAUGUGCACGACCGAGAGGAAACGAUAAAUGCUAGUGUAAUAUUAUCGACGCCCGAAAAGUCCUACAAUUCAAACAAUUCCGCCUUGAGUCCGGACCUGUUUUCGGAAGAUUCGCCCGAUAAAACGUACUUCGAAGAAAUCGAUCCCGUGAAAUUGAUACCGCAAGAAAGGUAUUUGCUGAAGAAAGACGAGACGAUUUUGAAAAGGACGCAGAACCAUUUGAAAGGUGUAUUGCCCCCGCGCAGCGUGACGACAAUAAGAAUUUCAAUCGACGAAAUGUUAAGCAAACUCGAAAGUAACAAAAAAUACUUUUGGGAUAGCUCCACGUCCGGUGGAAAUAUUUCCGAAGACAAUUCCAAGUCGUUGCUCGUAAGCUCAUCGACUGAGAAUUCCAAGAAGAUGGAUUUUCCGGAUGUUCUGAAGCACAGAGCUUUGGGUUUAUACCACAAUCGCAACAAAACUUCGGAGGAAUUCGAGGAGCUUUGCAUGAAGUACGGCCAGAGGUACGUCGGAGCAGAAACGCUUUCGUCGUGCACGGUUUUCGAAAUGAGCGCUCUCAGCCCGAUGAAACGCAGGAACACAAAAUCGCAAUGGAAUUCCAAGUCGCCGGGAAAGCGGCUCAGCCAUUUGGCCAGGAGGAGAAUCACUUUUUCCAGCAGCAAUUUACAAUCUGGCAGUUCCUUUUUAGCAGGAUCCAGGGCUAGGCAAAUUUUGGUGGACGCUAAGAAAAUGGAUUUGUUGAAUAGAAGAAAAAGCCCGAGGAAAACGCCGAGGAAGAAUACUCCGAAGAAAAGCCCCAAAACGAAAACCCGUACACCCAGUAGUUCGGCGAAGAAGAAACUAGCGAUGAGAUUUAGAAAAAUGGCUGGGGAAAUGCAGAAAACUUCCGAUUCGGUUAGUUUAGCGGCGAAACGAACACUCUUUCACAGCCCCGAUAAAUGCUUACCGAGUACUUCUGCAGCAUCAACAUCUGCGGAGGAUACUAGAAUAAAAUCGAAGCGAGCCCUAUUUUCCUCUCCCAGCAAAAGGUCUCCUUUGAAAAAUUUGGGUUUCAAGCGAUCGCCAGUCAAACGUUUAGAUUUCGGAACGGAAAAGAAGAGGAAACGUAUGGAUAGCGAUUCGUACGAAGAAGUCCCGUCGAAAUUUCCCAAAUCCCAAUCAGAAUGUACCCUAUUAAACGAUUCGAGUACAAAAAUGUUGUCUUCCAGAACCAGAAGUGACUUGAGUUUACAUCAAACUAGACAAAUCAAAGAACUGACUAUAACUCAUAAGAAGAAACUGCAAUUGGCAAUCUACGAGGCCUUACGAUCUCAAAACGUGCUUCCUACUCAUCCCAAGUUCAAGACUUUAGCGUUAAAUUUGGGCCGCCUCACCAGACAGCUAUUUUUAUUGACCGCAAACGAUUCCGUGGGGGUAACGGAGAAAUUAUUGCGCAUAGCCCGCCAUCACGUCAUCGCUAUAGUAAAGGGAAAAUCUCCCGAAGAAAUUUACGAAGAAUUCCUGAAGCAGAAAUCGAAAAACGCGAAGCCCCAAGGUUACGUUGCCCCCGAGAGUUCAGCGCCCGAAACCAAACCGGCCUCUUCCCUAAGGUCGUCUGCAGGUAGCAAGAACAUCGAUCGCAUCAAAAAGGCGAUCGAUUUUUAACAUUUUAGACUUGUUUGAUUUAUAGAUCAAUUAGAG
Messenger RNA from Phyllotreta striolata, 2738 nucleotides. Lineage: Eukaryota; Metazoa; Arthropoda; Insecta; Coleoptera; Chrysomelidae. The record is from the annotation of a GenBank genome assembly.